Messenger RNA from Neltuma alba, 1407 nucleotides. RefSeq names its product putative FBD-associated F-box protein At5g50270. Bases 715 to 1407 code for a protein of 230 amino acids. The transcript is spliced from 3 exons. The record is from RefSeq and is a predicted model, not a curated record. Lineage: Eukaryota; Viridiplantae; Streptophyta; Magnoliopsida; Fabales; Fabaceae.
GUAGAUAACUAAUCAUGGACAAUUUAGUCUCGUCACCUGAUUCCUGUUAGCGUUACAGACAUGGUGUGAUGAUUAACAAAAAAGAUGUGAUCAGCAAAUUACCUGAUAGCCUUCUUCAUCACAUUCUUUCUUUCCUCUCAACCAGAGAUGCCAUUCGAACCUCCUUAUUGGCAAGAAGGUGGAAGUUCUUAUGGACCUACUUAUCUGACUUUAAUAUUGAAGUUUUACUGUCAAUUUCCCACAAGAAUGAAACUGAAAAGAAGAUGAUAAAUUAUCUUUUCAAUCAAGUAGACACAAUACUUCAAAAGGCUAAAUUUAUAAAAAGGUUUCGUUUUGUGGCUUAUGGAACUCCAGUUGAUGUAGACCGAGCUCAUUCUUGGAUCUUUGCUUUGCUAAAGCAUAAAAUUCAGGAGCUGGGACUGUCCUUAAAUCUUAGACCUUCCUUUCUGUUAGCCAAUAACUUGCCACUCCCUAAAUCAUUGAAUAUGAUGGAUCUGGAGUUUGGAUGCGUCUUAAAGGUCCAUAGUUCCGUCCAUUUCCCAUGCUUGAAGACCUUGACACUUCAAUACAUAACCUUUCAAGACCAAGCGUCAGCCCAACAACUUUUCCCUGGUUGCCCAGUCCUUCAAAAGCUGACCUUGCGUAGUUGUGACUGGAAGAAUGUCGGCGUGUCAGCAUAAAAAUUCCAACGGUUGACAACCUUAAUCAUUGAGGAUGACUGUUGGCGAGAUGAUUUACUCAAUUGUAAAGUUACAAUUGAUGCUGUGUAAAUCUCAGAUCAUUAAGUUGCACAAACUUUUUGAGCAUAGAAUUAUCCCAAUCAACUUAAUCUCCUCAGCUGAUGCGUAUAUUGAUGUCUCAAAUGGCUGGUUAUCCUUGGCACAAUCUACUAUUCCUCGGGCAGUAAAACUUGUAAGUGGAAAUUUUCAUGUCAAGUCUCUCAUACUCUCGAAAGAUGCUCUUGAGACUCUUUCCCGUGCAGAAAAUCUCCUUUGGCGCCUUCCUACAUUCCACAAUUUGACCCAUAUUGGUGUUGAUCAAGGAAUGUAUGACUUUACGGGCGAAGCACUGGUAGACAUUCUUGAGAAGUCUCCUAACCUGGAAGUUCUUGACAUUGUUGAUGGAUUCGACCCAGAUUUCUGCUCAGAUGGGGAAGCCUGGACAUUGCGCUCAGUGCCUCGUUGUUUAAAGUCCAGUCUGAAAUUGGCUAGCAUCUCGGAUUUUCGGGGCGGGGAAGCUGAGAUGCAAUUCCUUAGCUUUCUGCUAAAAAAUGCCGUCGAUUUGACGAGAAUCAAGAUUUUCUGUGAGGAUUGCUUGUCAGCAGAUUUAAAGAAGCAAGCAGAUAUCAAUAGUCAAUUGCAGGUAAAGCGUAAAGGCUUAGCAAGCUGUGCGAUUGAGUUACGGUAA